Coccomyxa subellipsoidea C-169 is the source of this 2710-nucleotide messenger RNA. Its product is annotated as protein serine/threonine phosphatase 2C. Gene Ontology annotation, molecular function: protein serine/threonine phosphatase activity. The transcript has 15 exons. Gene Ontology annotation, biological process: protein dephosphorylation. The coding region runs from base 1 to 2319 and encodes 772 amino acids. The record is from RefSeq and is a predicted model, not a curated record. Lineage: Eukaryota; Viridiplantae; Chlorophyta; Trebouxiophyceae; Coccomyxaceae.
AUGGACAAACCUGCAAAGAUAGCAGCACAACAACCAGUAGUACGAUACUCAGUAGCGCAGUCUUUCCUCAAGGGCGAGGAUGUCGUCCUCGUGAAGCCCCAUCUGCCCUUCCCGACUGCUGAGCUUCUCUUCGGGGAUGAGAAGGGCCUCAGGACUUGCCUCAGCCGGUCAUCCCCUUAUGACUCAGUGACAUCUGCGGACCGUGUGUCUCCGGAGAGAGGGAAUGAUCCUACAAAGGAGGCCUGUCCGAGGCAAUUGACAUACGAGGAGACAGCCUCUUUUGGCCUAUACUGCGUCUUUGAUGGGCACAAUGGCGUUGCAGCGGCGCAACACAUACACGAUACUCUUUGCGAGGUUUUGGAGCCCCUCCUGCCGCCUGGCAAGCCGCCGGCGGAGGACAGCGGGGAGGAAUAUGUGACGUGGAGGGAGCAGCUGCAGCAAGCGCUGGUGUGCGCGCUGGAUGAGGUGCAGGCUACCUUUGCCUGCACCGGCCACACUGCCGGGACCACCGUGACCAUCAUAAUACAGUGCGGGUGGCUGCUCACAAUAGCGGGCCUGGGCGACUCGCGCGCAGUGCUGGAUACUGGAGCGGAGAUUGUGCAGCUUAGCGUGGACCACCGUGUGGCCACGCACCGCCAGGAACGCCAUCGACUGGAGGGCACCGGCGCGCUCGUCGCUCCCAUCGACGUCUCAGGGUCUGGGCCUGCAAGUGGGCCAACUGCGCAGGGGUGGGGGCCCCUGAGAGUGUGGCCGGGGGGACUUUGCCUGUCAAGGGCCGUUGGAGACUUUGAUGUGGGUGCAAUCGUGCUUGCCAUCCCCCACAUCAUGCAGGUGCGAGUGCCCGAGACUGGGGGCCGGGUGCUGGUGGCGUCCGACGGCGUCUGGGACGCGUUCGAGAAGAUGGUUCGCGUCAGUCGCAUGGCUCGCCGCUGGUCCGUGGAGGAAGCACCGGACAAGCUGAUCAAAGCGAUUCAGCGCGCACAUGGAGGCCUCAAGGACGACACAUCAGUGAUCGUGCUGGACCUGCUGCCGCCGGAGAAAGACUUCCCAACCGCCGCAGGCGUCAACCGGAAGGGGAAGAGCAAGGGCGGCUUCAUGUGCUGUGCCGCGCCACCUCCAACUAAUGACGAGGAUGACUAUGUUCCACCUGGCAAGGUGCAGAUUGUGGCGGACAUCGACUACGCACAGGUGGUUGGCCUGUCAGACGAGCCUGACUACGUGCCGAGCUGGUACCAGGAAGACCUCGGCGCUGAGCUGCGCCACUCGCAGGAGGCGGCCGUGGAUGCUUGGAAGGAGGCGUGCUCCAUGCGCAAGUGCGGCAAGGAGCCGUCGCGCGUCGACCUGGCGUCUUAUUUCGCCUCGCAUCUCAACGGCGACGCUGAGAAGGGCGCGGCGGCCGAGGAAGCUGAGGAGGCAACGCCGCCGGGCAGGAUGGUCCCUGCAAUUUACUCUGGCGCAGUCGCCUCCAAGGAGCGCUUCAAGGCGAAGGCAACGCGGCACAUAUCUUUCGCUCCGCCGCCGCCGGAAGAGAACGCCGGUGCAGACAUGGGCAAGCCAAUCCCGGCGGCGUACGGCGGCCGGCCGGCGCCGUCACCACGGCGGCCGCACCCGGACGUCAUGGACUACACCGUCAAGGCUGGCGUGCGGCCAUCGCACGUGCCGAGCCCGGCGACGCCAGACUUAUCGGUGAAGGCCGGCAAGAUGACCUCGCAGGUCGCGGCCGCCCUCGCGGCCGCGCGCAACGCCGAUCGGUCGCAGCGCGGCGCGCACCGGCCCGGCGCUGGCGAUGCGAGCGUGCGCUUUGGCCAGGCGCACUUUGCGCACACGCAGGAGGGGUUCGCCAAGCAGUUUGGCCCCUAUGCAGGCUCGCUCAUCACGGGAGACGAUUCGUCCCAUGGCAGCGAGAAGGAGAGCAUCUCUCAGCACUUCCCGGCGGCGGUGGCCUCCAGCGAAGAAUCCUACGCGCGCAAAUUUGGCCACUACGGCAGCGACAGCCGCCGCACGGUUGAGCCCAGCUCAGACAGAAAGGUAAGCGAAAGGGUGGAGGACAUGCAGCCGCCACCCCCGCUGCCCGGUGCUGACUCACCUGAUGCUGACAGGGCGUCCUCCAGCACCGAGUCAUCCCUCACUGCUGAGCGGUUCAGCUCGGGGCGGCUGUCGGCGAUAGCGGAGGCCCCGGCCGGCAGCCGCGCCAGCAUCGAGAUGGGCGAGGGCCGUGUCAAGGGCGGCGGCGCGGCAGCCUCUGAGCUCUUCCCCGGCCGCGCUGCCGCCUCCAACGGCUCCGGCACGCCUGCAGCAGCGCCCAAGCCGCAGCAGUGAAUGGGGUGGAAUCCUCUGGUUCUUAAGGGCAUGCCAUAAAACCAGCACCUAAGCCGCAGCAGUGACCCACGGGAGGAAUGGUGCCUACCCAUUGGCGCUGCCCCAAAAGCCUCGAAUGGCAAGUGCAGCAUGGAAUCCUCCGCAGCAGCGGAAGCGGCACCGGCAGCGCUGCAACAGCACCCAAGCCACAGCAGUGAUUGGGGUGGAAACCUCUGGUUUCUUGGUCAAGCGAGAAAAACAGCGCACUGGCUUGUUGCGUGCUCCAAGCUGUUCCCCAUUUCUUUUGGUGGUCAUGAUGACAAGACAGCCGUUGACCCCAUUUUUUAUGGUUUCACACCGAUAUUCUUUGCCCUUUUGCGCAAGUACCGAUCAGUGUAAAACGUACAAGUAC